AUGGCCAACCAACAGCCGUUUACGUUGGCCCUCCGUGACGUGGAGAACCGCAUGGCGGAGGAAGUCGUCGACACAUGGAUCAAAACGGCAGAGCGGGCGCCAACCCUGACCAUCCUUCCUCCCAAUGUUGACGCGGCAACUUGGGCUAAGCUUAUUGUCCAGUUCCGCGCCAUCGUUGGAGACGACGGUGUCUUAACCAGCCACGAACAGCGUGGCUCCAUAAUUCUUGACCUGCAACGCAUGACCAAGGUCAUCGAGGUCAAUGACAAGUACUCUUACUGCACCGUGGAGCCUGGAGUAACAUUCUUUCACAUCUAUAACGCGAUCCAGGAACAGAAGAAGAAUAUCUGGUGCUCCGUUCCUGCCCUUGGAUGGGGAUCUGUAGUGGGCAAUGCCCUCGAUCGGGGCUGGGGCUACACGCCUGCUGGCGACCACUCAAACAAUGUUUGUGGCAUGGAGGUUGUCUUAGCAGACGGAACCCUCGUCCGGACCGGCAUGGGAGCUCUGGAUGGCUCCAAGUGCUGGCCGCUUUUCCGUGGCGGUUACGGUCCCACAUACGAUUCCAUGUUCAGCCAGAGCAAUUUUGGCAUCGUCACAAAACUCAGCAUUUGGGCUUCCCCCAGCCCUGAGGGUUAUAUGAUUUGUCGCCUGGACGUCGAGAAAGAGGAGGACCUCACUCCCAUGAUUGACAUCUUCCGCCCCCUCUUGAUCAAUGAAACCAUCCAAAACCAUCCCGUGAUCGGCAAUGUCCCCCGAGAACUAGCUAAAAAGGGCAUGCGCAGCAAGUUUUACGAAGGAAAAGAUGCCAUACCAGAUGAGAAGAUGGAAGAACUUCGCAAGGAAUUAGGUGUUGGGCACUGGUCGGCAAGGUUUGGUUUGUACGGACCCAAGGAAAUGAUCGAGUUCAACUACAACAGGUGCGAAGCUGCUUUCGCCAAACUUCCUGGAGCGAGGCUCUCGGGAAAUGUCUUUUAUCCUCCUGAAGGCAAGCAAGUUUUGAACCCAGAGGACCUUCCAGUCGAAUUUCGCACUGUUGAGACUGGCACACCAAGUCUCACGGCCUUGAAGUCGGUCGAGUACCGGGGCAAGGACGGAGGAAAGGAUGCUACCGAAUUCUACUACGCCGCAAAGUCCUGCUGCGCCAAAUAUGGCUUCGACUAUUUCGGGGGUCUCCACCUCUACCCCCGGCACCUUGCCAUGAUCAACAUGAUCUACUUUGACCGCCAGUCCGCGACGGAGAGGCAGAACGCCAACAAGCUGUUCGUCGAUCUCGUGCACCUAGCCCGAAAGCACGGAUACAGCGAGUACCGCGCGCACGUAGACUGGAUGGAUUUGGUAGCGGAGCAGUACGAUUUCAACGGACAGAGCUUGAUGAGGUUAAACGAGAGGAUAAAGGACGCCGUGGACCCUAAUGGCAUCCUGAGCCCCGGAAAGCAAGGUAUCUGGCCAGCGGAGUACAGGCAACAUCUCAACGAUACGGCUGCGCACGAAGGCGAGGCUUGUAUGAAGGGAGUUAACGGUGUAAGCAAGCGUUAG
Messenger RNA from Parascedosporium putredinis, 1536 nucleotides. NCBI's taxonomy places the organism in Eukaryota, Fungi, Ascomycota, Sordariomycetes, Microascales, Microascaceae. The record is from the annotation of a GenBank genome assembly.